This is a messenger RNA of Lytechinus variegatus (green sea urchin), 3107 nucleotides long. Its product is annotated as exocyst complex component 6B-like. The coding region runs from base 207 to 2783 and encodes 858 amino acids. Gene Ontology annotation, biological process: intracellular protein transport; Golgi to plasma membrane transport; exocytosis. The transcript has 22 exons. Gene Ontology annotation, cellular component: membrane; exocyst. The record is from RefSeq and is a predicted model, not a curated record. Lineage: Eukaryota; Metazoa; Echinodermata; Echinoidea; Temnopleuroida; Toxopneustidae.
UUCUUGGUUUUCUCUCCGCCUCUCUCUCUUCAAAAUGAAAUGCUCUAUUCAGUGAAUGACUCUGUGUAAAUAUCGACUCACAAAAUACACAAUGAUACCACGACCUGGGCAUACUAGCAGCGGGUAAACUCUAGAGGUGUCGAACGCCCAGAUUGGACUCUGAUACUUCGUGUUUUGUUUUUGUUCCCUCUCUUUUUUCUGCAAGAAUGGCGGAGGGUAGAUGGAAAAAGGUUGGUCUUGUCGUGUCAUUUGCGACAAUGAUCAGCGAGGAAGCAGCAGCUACACACACACAGACUGUGAUUGAGGAUAUAGAGAAUUCUGAUGAGUUGAUUGCCCCAGUCAACAGAGCUAUCCAAGAUGGCAAAGGACAGCAAGAGUUUGGAGAGCAUCUCAAAGCUCGCAUCGCGGACCAUGAUAGGGAUAUCGAGAGGAUGUGUAAUUUCCAUUACCAGGGGUUCGUAGAUAGUGUGGGGGAGCUUCUUCAUGUCAGGGCACAUGCAAAGAAACUAAAGGAUGGGGUGUUACAAACCAAUCAAGCGUUGCAGAAAUCUGGUAAUCCCGUUAUUGAGAAAGCGGAAGAAUUGCAAACCACAAGAAGUAUGUUACGGAACAUCACUGCAACAGUUGACCAUCUUCAGACAUGCCUGCCAGUUCUAGAGAUGUACUGCAAACUGAAUGAUCAAAUAGAAAGCAAGAGGUACUAUCCUGCUCUGAAGACACUAGAGCAACUAGAACACACCUACCUGCCGAGGGUAAGGCGGUAUCGAUUCUGUGAACGGAUGGCAGACAACAUUCCUAUGAUAAGACAGAACAUCAAGGAAGCUUCCAUGAGUGACCUCAAAGACUUCCUGGAGAGUAUCCGCAAGCAUUCCGACUGGAUUGGGGAGGAAGCCAUGAAGCAGGUUCAAAAGAGAAGUACCCUGGAGACGUCGGCGUUCAUGAAAGCCAGACAUCGUACAGUCAAAGCCGAGUCGCCGCUCACAGAGGCAGAUAAGGAUUCUGUAGGGGACUUCAUGUUUGAGGAGGAAGAAGUAUUAUUACAGGAUUUGAAGAUCCGGGCAGAAUUCGCAAAGUUCGCUGCGCGGCCACGAAGGAUGGCCUCGCGGCGGAUAUCAUUCGAUUUUGAGGUGAGCCCACAAGACAAGGUUGAUUUUUCUCCGGUCUACCGGUGUCUUCACAUCUACUCGGUGCUUGGUGAGAGGGAGGUGUUUGAGAGUUACUACCGUAAACAAAGAACCAAACAGUCUAAGCUUGCCAUCCAGCCUCAGGGUAACACGUAUGAAUCAUUAGAUCACUACAAGAGAUACUUUCAUCAAAUUCUAGGGUUCUUUGUUCUUGAAGACCAUGUGUUAAGUACCACUGAAGGCUUAGUAACACGAGAGUACUUAGAUGAUCUAUGGAACACGGCAUUAUCGAAAAUUGGAAGCACACUUAGAAAUAAUUCAGCAUACUGCACAGAUGCAACACUCUUACUGCGCAUUAAGAAUCUUGUAGUCCUCUUCGUACAGACAGUUAAUAGCUAUGGCUUCAACACGACACCACUGACAGAGUUUCUAUUAGACCUGAAGGAUCAAUACAAUGAAAUCCUCAUGAAGAAAUGGGUUCAAGUCUUUAGUGAUAUAUUCGAUGAGGAUAACUAUACCGCUAUGGCAGUCAACUCUGAGGCAGAGUACCUUGACCUCAUCAGGUCAUUCCCAUUUAGAGAUGAGAAGAUUGACAAAGCACCAUAUCCACGUCGGCUGCCGUUCUCUGAGUUCGUCCCCAAGGUGUACAGACAGAUCAAGGAGUUCAUCUAUGCAUGCCACAAGUUCUCCCAAGAUCUUCACCUGACGCAGACGGAGAGGGACGACAUGAUCCGAAAGUCCACCAACGUCCUAUUGACGAGGACGCUCAGUGGAUGUCUCAAUGCUCUUAUACGAAAGAGAUGCCUGGGGCUCACAGAGUUGGUUCAAGUCACUGUCAACACCAUUCACCUAGAAAAUGCAUGUAAAUAUCUGGAGGAUUUUAUCUCUAAUAUUACAGGGACGACUGGAGAUAACAUUCAUGCAGCUGGUCUGCAGAGCACAAACAUCUUUAGAGAUGCACGGAGUGAAGCGGAGCUAGAGAUAUAUAGGAGACUUAAUGAAAAGGUUGAUGAGUUCUUGGAGCUGGCCUCCUAUGACUGGUCCUUAGAUGAAUCCCAGGGAAGAGCCAGUGGCUACAUCAUCGACAUCAUCCGCUUCCUGGAAGGCAGCUUCAAGGCUUUCAACCAUCUACCGUGUGGUAUGAGGGUUCCUGCUCCUACUAGUAAGAGAAGUGAUGCGACAUGUAUUUUGGACUUUGUGGGUAAGGUUGCACAAACAGCCUGCAUGUCAACCUGCAAGCAUUUAGCAUCAUCCCUGAUGCAUUUCUUGCUAGAUUCCAAUACCAGGUUUGUGUCUAUGGGAGCCAUUCAGCAGUUCAGCCUUGAUGUUAUACAAUGUGAACAGUUUGCCAAUUCCGAACCUGUUCCUGGCUUCCGUGAUGGCGCUCUUCAGAUGGUGUUCUUGGAGCUCCGUCAGCUCUUAGACCUCUUCAUGGCGUGGGAUUGGUCAUCUUAUUUCGCUGACUAUGGUCAGUCUACAGGAAAAUACUGCAGGGUCAACGCUCAGACUGCCAUCAACGUUUUAGAAAAAAUGAGAGAUACUGACAAGAAGAAAAACCUCUUCAACACAUUCAAGAAGAACGAGAGAGAUCGCAAGAAGCUCAUGGACACCGUCCUAAAGCAGCUGAAAGCUCUGGCGCCCUCUAUCAACAAUAAGUAGAUACAAGGUCAAGUCCUCUUGAUGCAUUCCUGCCAUUGCUUGCAGUAAUUCGGGAUUUAGAACAAAAAAUGAUGCUCAAAUAAUAUCUGCAUUAUGUACUGACUUCUUUCUUCUGUUCUCAUCCAUGUGUAAAAUCGUAUCGUGGAAGGGGGGUUUGCAAGAAGUGAUUGCAAUCAAUUGCAAUUUCAAUAUCAAAUUCAAAAGUGAUAGAUCAGUUUUAACUAAAGCAAAUUAAUUCAUUCUUGUCGCAAAAACCAGACAAGGGGCCCGUCUUACAAAGAGUUACGAUUGAUCUUAUCAACCACAACUAUGGACGGCCAGCAA